CGGGUCAUCAGGCACGACAAUGGGCAUCGGGUCACCAGGCAUCAGGUCAUUUGGCUCGCCAGCGGGCACCGCGUCAUCUGGCAAGGCAGUGGGCACCGAGUCACCAGGCACGACAGUGGGUUCCGAGUCAACUGGCAUGACCACGGGCACUGGGUCAGACAUUGGAUCGUCUGCCUCGACAGCGGGCAUCAGGUCACCAGGCAUCAGGUCAUUUGGCUCGACAGCGGGCAUCGGGUCACCAGGCAUCAGGUCAUUUGGCUCGACAGCGGGCACCGCGUCAUCUGGCAAGGCAGUGGGCAUCGAGUCACCAGGCACGACAGUGGGCUCUGAGUCAAUUGGCACGACAGCGGGCACCGGGUCAUCAGGUACCGAAUCGUCUGGAUCGACAGCGGGCACCGGGUCAUCUGGCGUUGGAUCGUCUGGAUCGACAGUACCGGAUCAUCUGGAUCGACAGCAGGCAUCGAGUCAACUGGCAUAAUAGGAUCAUCAGGCUGGAUCAGUUCAUCAGGCUGGGUAGAGACAUCAGGCUGAAUGGAGGCAUCAGGCUGAAUGGAGGCAUCAGGCUGGGUAGAGGCAUCAGGCUGGGUAAAAAACAUCAGGCUGAAGUGCGGGUGGCAGGUUCUCAGACGGCAGGCUCACUGGUUUGGAUACUGGCAGGAUGGUACUGGUUGGAGAGAAUUUUUGCUUUUUUCUGGUUUUAACUACUGGAGCACUGCAAGUAAACGCAGGUCUGCAAACGAAUGGAGCAGCUGGGGACAGAGGAAAACGGGAGGAUGGAACAGAGGAGGGAGCAGUUGCUACAGAGGACUUCUUUACAGGGUUACAGAAAGGAUAGGUGCAGCGAGUGAGAACAGAGGACUGAUAUGUGGUAGUUAG
Staurois parvus is the source of this 876-nucleotide messenger RNA. The record is from the annotation of a GenBank genome assembly. NCBI's taxonomy places the organism in Eukaryota, Metazoa, Chordata, Amphibia, Anura, Ranidae.